Molecule: messenger RNA, 609 nt
Organism: Rana temporaria (common frog)
Lineage: Eukaryota; Metazoa; Chordata; Amphibia; Anura; Ranidae
Product: cytochrome c oxidase subunit 4 isoform 1, mitochondrial-like
Exons: 5
Coding region: 19-549 (176 amino acids)
Biological process (GO): mitochondrial electron transport, cytochrome c to oxygen
Source: RefSeq, a predicted model, not a curated record
ACGCAUUCUUCUGAUAAGAUGUUAGUUAGUGUUGCACGCUCUCUUCGUGGCCCAAAAUCCAUUUUAUGGAAGAGUUUCUCCACAAGUAGUUAUGUGUCUGCACAUGAUGUUUCAAGUGACCAAGUACCUUACUACACAAAGCCCAGGUACUAUGAUACCCGUGCAUUGCCACUGCCUGAUGUACCAUUUGCAUCUGAGCUGACAGCGCAGCAACAGGCUUUGAAACAAAAGGAAGCAGGAUCCUGGACUCAACUGACCAAAGACGAGAAACUUGCAUUGUACCGUAUCAACUUUAACCAAUCCUAUGCAGAGAUGAAGAAAGGUGCACCCAAUGAGUGGAAAACCGUAUUGGGAUUUGCAUUUUACUUUAUGGCCUUUUCUGGACUAUAUCUUUGGUGGCAUCGUAAAUAUGUGUACGGUCCAUGUCCUCACACCCUUUCUGAAGACUGGAUAGCGAUGCAAACAAAGAGGAUGAUCGACAUGAGAGUCAAUCCUAUUACUGGAUUCUCUUCCCACUGGGAUUAUGAAAAGAAUGAAUGGAAAAAAUAAAUUGUUUGCUAUGUAUGAUGAGGAACUGUUUGAACAUUACAAUAAAUUACAUAUACUUUA